This is a messenger RNA of Puccinia graminis f. sp. tritici CRL 75-36-700-3, 1650 nucleotides long. RefSeq lists its product as uncharacterized. Lineage: Eukaryota; Fungi; Basidiomycota; Pucciniomycetes; Pucciniales; Pucciniaceae. Gene Ontology annotation, molecular function: sterol binding. The record is from RefSeq and is a predicted model, not a curated record. The transcript is spliced from 6 exons. Gene Ontology annotation, cellular component: membrane; intracellular membrane-bounded organelle; cytosol. Gene Ontology annotation, biological process: piecemeal microautophagy of the nucleus; exocytosis; endocytosis. The coding region runs from base 1 to 1650 and encodes 549 amino acids.
AUGCCUUCACUCAGUCGAAGCUCAUCAUCAAACUCGCAUCCCAAUCGGAACAACUCACCAUCAACUAACUCGAUCAGCUUGGAGAAUCGAAACACUAGCAGUCUCGCAACUGACUCAGCUGAACCGCAGGAUGACACCAAAUUCAAGCAACUCCUAGCCGUACUCAAGAAGGCCAUCGGCGUCAAGGAUAUGGGCGCCAUGAGGUUGAGCUUGCCCGCUCACCUCAUCACCCCAGUCGGCAACCUCGAAUACUGGUGCUAUCUGGAUAGACCAGACUUAUUUGCCGCCAUUAAUGAUUCAGAAGAUGACUUCGAAAGGAUGCUGGCAGUCUUACGAUGGACGCUCACCAAAGAUUGCAAGUUCGUACAUGGUCCAGUCUGUAAACCUUACAAUAGUGUCUUAGGAGAACAGUUUCGAUGCAUCUAUGAUGUUAUCCCAUCCAAGGUUGAUCCGGAGAGUGGGGACCUUAUAGUUUACGAGACCCCCUCACGAGCCACGAGUCCGACGCAAACUACCGACAGCGGCCCGACACGAGCCGCAAGUUUCCAAACGACCUCAAGCAGCACGGCGCUUGAUCCCGAAGACCCCGGCCCGCUCCGGGAUGGGAACCGGUCUGGCUCGAGUCUGGCAACGACGGUCAACAAGUCCUCGAGCUCCGCCCGAGUCGUCUUCCUCAAUGAGCAGGUCUCCCAUCAUCCCCCAAUCUCCUGCUUUUGGUACGAGGCUCGGCCUAAGACCGACGGCCAACCCUCAAAACCACUCGUUAUUGCUCAUGGGGUCGACCAGAUCAGUGCUAAGUUCACUGGCACCAGCGUCAAGGUGUUCCCUGGACCAAUGAAUAAAGGAAUCUUUGUCAAACUACCCAAUCGGAACGAAGAGUACGAGAUUACCCACCCAACAGCUAUGGUCACUGGUCUCAUCCGUGCCAAUCCGUAUGUGGUGAUUACAGAUUACGCUUACAUCACCUGCCGGUCAGCCCAGAAGCGACGCUUUAGGACGAUGAUUAACUAUGUGGAUGAAAGCUGGGUAGGCAAGGCCAAGUUCGCGCUCGAGGGGGUGAUCUAUGAGCUACAGGAAACCGAUGAUCCCAACGAAUGGACAAAGAUCAAGCAAGUACCAUCCGAUCGAAUCUGGUGCAAGUUUUCGGGAAGCUGGCGGGGCUUGGUGACAUAUACGAUGACGGAAGCGAGCCGAAGGACGAGUGGGCCGAGCCAAGAGCAGCAGCAGAGCAACCAAGCGCGUGAGCUAGUCGACCUGAGCAGUCUAGAGCCUCUACCAAAGACGGUCAAGCCAGAAGCCCACCAGACGGAGAUGGAGAGUCGGAAGUUUUGGAAGAGUCUCACCAGUCUCAUCCAGGCUCAGAACUUCACCGAGGCCACCAAGGAGAAACAGACGAUCGAACAGAACCAGCGCGACCUCUCUAAUAAGCGCAAGGCCGAUAAUCAGCCCUUCAAGCCCCUCAUCUUCAAUACUGACGAUGAUGAGAAUGAUAACGAUGAUAAUGCUGUGAAUUCUGAUUCCGCAGAGCAGCUCAUCGGGCUCAACGGUUACGCGAAGUUCUCUAAACCUAUCCUCACCCCCGAUGGUGUCAAGAUUUUGGAAGCCGAGUUCAAAGGAAUCGGUUACGAUGACCCUCCGCUCGAUAACUAA